Gambusia affinis (western mosquitofish) is the source of this 1374-nucleotide messenger RNA. It is a transcript of the gene aplnr2, whose product is annotated as apelin receptor 2. Gene Ontology annotation, biological process: G protein-coupled receptor signaling pathway; immune response. Gene Ontology annotation, molecular function: G protein-coupled receptor activity. Gene Ontology annotation, cellular component: membrane. The record is from RefSeq and is a predicted model, not a curated record. Bases 40 to 1374 code for a protein of 444 amino acids. The transcript has a single exon. NCBI's taxonomy places the organism in Eukaryota, Metazoa, Chordata, Actinopteri, Cyprinodontiformes, Poeciliidae.
CAAAGUAAAUCAUGAUGCCUGGAUUUGUUUUAUAGAAAGAUGUCAGACUUCCCCACCUCCUCCACUCCCACCCCCACUCUGGAUCACUGCGACUACGGCGACUGGUAUCCCUCCUUCUCCAUCAUCCCGUCUGUCUAUAUUCUGGCCUUCUUGGUGGGUUGCCUUGGUAACAGCUUGGUGCUCUCGGUGUACCUGCGUCGACCCGACGGGAUCAGGAUAGGAGACAAACCUCAGUGUUGCUGCUUUUUCAGAGCCAGUCACCAACAUCUGCCUUCUCCUUGUAAGAACAAACCAUCAGGACGAAGCUACAGAACUUCCUCUCAUUCCUUCACCUCUUCCUCGUGUCCUCCCUCCAUCCCUCGGCCCUCUCGCUCCCUCACAGAUUCUCUGAUAGCCAGUUUGGCAUUAGCUGACCUUUGCUUUCUUGUAACUCUCCCUCUUUGGGCUACCUACACAGCAAUGGGAUAUCACUGGCCUUUUGGGCAACCCCUUUGCCAGAUCAGUAGCUUCCUCACCGCUCUCACCAUGUACGCCAGCGUAUUCAGUCUGAGCGUGCUCAGUGUGGAGCGGUACUGGAUCCUGACGGGACGGCGGCACUCCAGCCACCAUCCCUCGCCGAGGUGUCCCGGCAGGACGCUGUGGGUACUCGUAGCGGUGUGGGUGGUAGCAGCGGUCCUGGCUCUUCCUGGUUUGCUGCUGCGUUCUGUCAGGGAAGUGGAACUUGACCCCAAGUCUGAGGAUGACCCCGGAUCUGUAGUCCUCUCCUGCCAGAUGGAUUACUCCAUGCUGGUUGGGGCAGAGCUCGAAGAGGCUGAAAAAGACAGGGCAGAGGUGUGGUGGGCUGCCGUGUUGAGCUUAAAGUCAACCCUAAUUGGCUUCCUGCUACCGCUUGUCAUCAUGCUCGUCUGCUACUGCUCAUUGGCUCAGCUGCUCCGCAGGCACUUUGGACGUGGCCCCCGUCCCGACCACAGGCGCCAGCGCAGACUCCUCAGGGUCAUUGUCACUUUAGUGAUGGCCUUCUUCCUCUGCUGGAUGCCACUCAACGUCAACAAGACUGUCUCCGUCCUGCUGGAGUUGGGCUUCGUCCCAUAUUCAUGUCCUCUAGACCAGGCUCUGCUGGCCGCUCAUCCUUACGUCACCUGUUUGGCUUACCUCAACUCCUGCCUGAACCCUCUGCUCUACGCCGCAUGUGACCCUUCAUUCAGGGAACGAUGCAGAGCAACUCUGCUCGUGUGGUGCGGGAUGUGCAGACGAGAAGCAGAGGGAGACGGGAGGAAAGAAGAACAAGAGAAACAGCAGAGGAGCUCAACCUUUCCAGCAAGGACACAAGAGGACGUAGAGGGAAGGACAGAAGACGAAGAGGACAGGUUAUGA